CGAAGAGUGUCAUACGGCAGAUGCGGAAGUAUUUGCCGAAUCGCGAAAAGCAUGGUUCAAAGUCUAAAAUAAAUUUUGUGUGUUUGCAUCUUGGUCUGAAACAAUCAAAAUGGCAACAUUAAAAGUAAUGAAAGCCAUACGAGUCUCCGAGUUUGGAGCUCCUUCUGUUCUGAAGUUCUGCUCCGACUUACCGGUCCCUGCUCCAGGACCCAAACAGGUGCUCAUUCGGGUGCACGCGUGUGGCGUGAACCCAGUGGAGACGUACAUCCGUUCCGGUGCCUACGCCCGUAAACCCAGCCUCCCCUACACUCCUGGAUCUGAUGUAGGUGGUGUGGUGGAGGCUGUAGGAGAUGGAGUUCGCUUUCUUAAGGCAGGUGACCGCGUGUUUACCGUCAGCACCGAGACAGGAGGAUACGCCGAAUACGCCGUGGCUUCAGAGGAGUCUGUUCACAAACUGCCCGAGUCGUUGAGUUACAAGCAGGGAGCUGCUGUGGGAGUCCCGUACUUCACCGCGUUCAGGGCUUUGUUUCACAAGGCACAUGCUAAAGCAGGAGAGACCGUCCUGGUCCAUGGAGCGAGUGGAGGGGUCGGAGUCGCAGCGUGUCAGCUGGCCCGAGCAUUCGGGCUGAAGGUUCUGGGUACGGCUGGCACCCCAGAGGGCAUGAAGCUGGCGCUCAGUAACGGAGCCCACAUGGCCUUUAACCACAGAGAACAGGACUACAUGGAGAAAGUCCAGGAAGUGACCGAAGGCCGCGGCGUCGACGUGAUCGUGGAGAUGCUGUCGAACGUGAACCUGAGCAGCGACCUGAAGCUGCUGGCGCACGACGGCAGAGUGACGGUUGUAGGAUGCAGAGGUUCCAUCGAGAUUAACCCCAGAGACAUGAUGUUGAAGGAGUCGGUUAUCGUCGGUGUGUCUUUGUUCUCUGCCACAAAGAAGGAGGUGGCGGAAGCAUCCGCGGCGCUGUUCGCAGGAAUGGAGGCCGGGUGGCUCAGACCCGUGAUCGGUCCGGAGUACUCACUCGACAAAGUUGCUCAAGCCCAUGAGGACAUCAUUCACAGCCCUGGGGCUUCUGGGAAAAUGAUCCUGAUUAUAUGAAACAUAAUAAUAAAACCCUGUCGCUUGUCUGUGUUUUUGUUUUUCGGUCAAGCGGAUUCGCUAUUUGGUUAAUUAUAGCUAGCUGAGGUCAUUAAUUGCGGCUAAUAGGGAGCGUAUGUUCCUGUAACUCACUAGCCAGCGUUACACCAUAUUUAAGCUUCAUUGAUGUUUUUAUGAAUUUGAGAAAUCAUUUUAGCAUAUAAUUUUUAAAAAAGUUAAUUUUUUCUAGAAUGAAGAAAUGUUCAUUUAUCCUCAUAAAAUGAUUAUAUGAUUGAUUUAAUAUAAUAUUUUAUUAUAUUACAUUUAUUUAAUAGAUUUAAUAGUCUAAAUGAAAAGUACUUAUCUGCAAUUUAAGCUAACGAAGCAUUUCAGAAGUGCAUAUGUUCUUCUAAAAAUGUUGAAGAACAUUAAAAAUAAAAGUAAAAAAAACUUUUAUUUCAUUUCAUUUACAUUUGCUUUUACAAAAAUUCUAACUAUCCAUAAAUAUGUUUCAAAAUGUUUUUUGUUGAUAAAAACUCCUAAAUAAUUUCUACACAAUGUUGUCAAAAAUACAACCAUACAGUAAAUUCACUUAUAUGUUCAGAAGAAUCAUCCUUCCACAAACGUGUGUUAUAAAUUCUGCACUAGAAAUAAAAUGAGUUGUCACUGCUCUUUAUUAUCAAUAAAGAGUUGACUGUA
Molecule: messenger RNA, 1774 nt
Organism: Clarias gariepinus (North African catfish)
Lineage: Eukaryota; Metazoa; Chordata; Actinopteri; Siluriformes; Clariidae
Gene: cryz
Product: crystallin, zeta (quinone reductase)
Exons: 9
Coding region: 110-1096 (328 amino acids)
Cellular component (GO): cytosol
Molecular function (GO): zinc ion binding; quinone reductase (NADPH) activity; mRNA 3'-UTR binding
Source: RefSeq, a predicted model, not a curated record